UUAACCCGCGAGUAAAAAGUAGCGGUUAUGUUCAAAUUGAAUUUCAAAUUUCUUAAUUUGUCUUAUUACUCUCAAACCAAGCGCUUUGAAUUACAUCGUUUUGUCUACAAUGUUGCAAGUAACACUCGUUCUACCUUUGAAUUGAACCGGGUAUUGAAUGAUUUGUCUAAAUCGGGUCGAAUCGAUGAAGCAAGAGAACUGUUUGACAAAAUGUCUGAUAGAGAUGAAUUUACCUGGAACACAAUGAUUGCUGGUUAUGCCAAUUCAGGAAGAUUAACCGAAGCUAAAAAUCUAUUUAAUGACACCCCAUUAAAGAAAUCCGUCACUUGGUCUUCUCUCAUUUCUGGGUAUUGUCAAUACGGAUGUGAUAUUAAAGCAUUUGAAUUCUUCUGGAAAAUGCUGAUUGAGGGACAAAAGCCUAGCCAGUACACAAUGGGUAGUGUUCUUAGGUUAUGCUCUUCAAAGGGUUUGCUUCAAAGAGGAGAGCAGAUUCAUGGGUAUGUUAUAAAGACUUGUUUUGACUCUAAUGUUUUUGUUGUUACUGGUCUUGUUGACAUGUAUGCGAAGUGCAAGUGCAUUUUGGAAGCCGAGUGUCUCUUUAAAAUGAUGCCUGAAGGGAAAAAUCAUGUGACCUGGACAACCAUGGUAACUGGGUAUUCUCAAAACGGUUAUGGGUUCAAAGCAAUUGAGUGUUUCCGGGACAUGAAAGCUGAAGGAGUUGAGUGUAAUCAAUACACUUUCCCUAGUAUAUUGACUGCUUGUGCAGCUGUUUCAGCCUGUGAAUUUGGAGGACAGGUGCAUGUGUGUAUAGUUAAGAGUGGUUUUGGAGCUAACAUUUUUGUUCAGAGUGCAUUGGUUGAUAUGUAUGCUAAAUGUAGGGAUUUGAAUAGCGCAAGAAAGUUGUUAGUGGGCAUGGACGUUGAUGAUGUGGUUUCUUGGAAUUCCAUGAUAGUUGGGUGCGUGAAGCAGGGGUUCCAACAGGAAGCUCUAUCUUUGUUCAAGAAAAUGCAUUCAAGAGAAAUGAAGAUUGAUGAUUUCACUUUCCCUUCUGUUUUAAACUGUUUUGCCUCCAAUAUGGAUAAGCAAAAUGCAGUGUCUGUCCAUUGUUUGAUCGUGAAAACCGGAUUUGAGGAUUACAAGCUGGUGAAAAAUGCACUUCUUGACAUGUAUGCUAAGUUGAGGAGAUUAGAUUGUGCGGUUAAGUUGUUUAACCAUAUGCACAACAAGGAUGUAAUCUCCUGGACAUCCUUGGUCACAGGAUAUGCACACAAUGGCUAUUAUGAAGAAGCCCUCAAAUAUUUCUGUGACAUGAAAAUCACAGGUAUUUGUCCAGAUGAAAUUGUUGUUGCCAGCAUUUUGAGUUCUUGUGGAGAACUGACAGUUUUGGAAUUUGGGAGACAAGUUCAUGCUACCUUUCUGAAAUCUGGCCUUGGAUCUUCUUUAUCUGUGGAUAAUUCCCUUGUAAUGAUGUAUGCUAAGUGUGGAUGCAUAGAAGAUGCCAAUCGUGUAUUUGACUCUAUGAAAGUUCGGGAUGUUAUUACUUGGACAGCUCUAAUAGUUGGUUAUGCACAAAAUGGAAAAGGAAAGGAUUCCUUACAAUUUUAUCAUCAGAUGCUUGCUAGUGGCACAAAGCCAGACUUCAUUACUUUUAUUGGCUUACUAUUUGCUUGCAGCCAUGCUGGUCUAGUGGAUAAUGCCCGGCAAUAUUUUGAGUCAAUGGAAAAUGUUUAUGGUAUCAGACCAGGUCCCGAACACUACGCAUGCAUGAUUGAUCUCUUGGGGCGGUCAGGUAAACUCGAUGAAGCCAAGGAAUUACUUGAUCAGAUGGUUGUAGAACCGGAUGCAACUGUAUGGAAGGCACUCCUAUCUGCAUGUAGAGUACAUGGGAACUUGGAAUUGGGAGAGAGAGCAGCAAGAAAACUCUUUCAAUUAGAACCCAUGAAUGCUAUGCCAUAUGUUCUGUUAUCUAAUAUGUAUUCAGCAGCAGGUAAAUGGGACGAUGCUGCAAAAAUUCGAAAGUUAAUGAAAUCAAAGGGAAUAACUAAGGAACCAGGGUGUAGUUGGGUUGAAAUGAACAGCCGAGUGCACACCUUCACAUCGGAAGAUAGAGACCAUACAAUGACAGCUCAGAUUUAUUCCAAGAUUGAUGAGAUCAUGUUAUUGAUCAAGGAAGCUGGUUAUGUGCCAGACAUGAAUUUUGCACUUCAUGAUAUGGAUAAAGAGAGCAAGGAGCUUGGUUUGGCAUAUCACAGUGAAAAGUUGGCCAUUGCUUUUGCACUUCUGACAGUACCUCAGGGAGUACCAAUUCGUAUAUUUAAGAAUCUCCGGGUUUGUGGUGAUUGCCAUACUGCAAUGAAAUACAUAUCAGGAGUUUAUCUUCGGCACAUUAUCUUGAGGGAUUCAAACCGUUUUCACCAUUUCCAAGAAGGAAAAUGUUCGUGUGGAGACUAUUGGUAGAAAAUAAAUCUUGUUCCACAAAGCAUUUAAUGUGUUAGUUUCUCUUCAAGAGACGCGAAAUCAGAUGCCGGCUCAGUGGCUGUCAAUGGUUCUGCAAAUUUUUUCAAAAUUCAGCGGCAUUUCAAAGCUUUAGAAUUUCUCAUGAUAAGAAACAUGUACAUUCUUUCUGUUUCUUCUUUAU
This is a messenger RNA of Pistacia vera, 2638 nucleotides long. Its product is annotated as pentatricopeptide repeat-containing protein At2g03880, mitochondrial-like. The record is from RefSeq and is a predicted model, not a curated record. Gene Ontology annotation, molecular function: RNA binding; zinc ion binding; protein binding. The transcript has a single exon. Lineage: Eukaryota; Viridiplantae; Streptophyta; Magnoliopsida; Sapindales; Anacardiaceae. The coding region runs from base 28 to 2457 and encodes 809 amino acids. Gene Ontology annotation, biological process: RNA modification.